UUUCUUAAUUGGAAUUGUCCAAAAAAUCGAGGAAUUUACUCUUUCUUCUCUAUUCCACCGCAACAAACCUUAUUCAUUGCAGUUGCAGAGAGAGAGAAGAGAGAGAGAGAGAGAUCGAAGAUGUACGGAUUCACGAGUUUGAGCACGGAGAGUGAUGGAGGAAUCAAAGGUGAUAUAGAGGAAGGAACCUUGUAUCCAGGUCUUGGAUAUGGAGAGAAUCAAUUGCGUUGGGGUUUUAUCCGUAAAGUUUAUGGGAUUCUCGCUGCUCAGAUCCUUCUCACCACCCUUGUAUCCGCCGUUACUGUACUUUAUACGCCGAUCAACGAUCUCCUUCGUGGAAGUCCUGGCCUUCUUCUCCUCCUCGUUUUCCUUCCUUUCGUUCUGCUGUGGCCCUUACACAUAUAUCAGCAGAAGCAUCCUUUGAAUUUUAUUUUCCUUGGCCUCUUCACUGCUUCAUUGAGUCUCACGGUGGGUGUGACCUGUGCUAAUACUGAUGGAAGAAUUGUGCUUGAAGCCUUGCUCUUGACAUCAGCUGUAGUUUCAGCUCUGACCGGUUACACAUUCUGGGCUUCUAAGAAGGGCAAGGACUUCAGCUUCCUGGGUCCAAUACUCUUUACUAGCCUCUUUGUACUUAUCCUGACUGGAUUUAUGCAGAUGUUCUUCCCUCUCGGAUCUACAACUAGUGCUGUUUACAGUGCAAUGAGUGCUAUAAUUUUCUGCGGAUACAUUAUAUAUGACACAGACAACCUGAUUAAGAGGUUUACAUAUGAUGAAUACAUCUGGGCAUCUGUCACUCUGUACCUGGAUGUUCUGAACCUGUUCUUGACCAUCCUGCGCAUUCUGAGGCAGGGAGACAACUAAGUGUGUGGGCAAUGUAACCUGAUGUGCGUGUGAUUGGAAUAUUUUUAAGAUUUUUGCUUUGUUUGUCCAUUAGUAUGGCAGAAACAUGGUUCUAUCGAUAGAUAUCUUUGCUAUCUCCCUACUGGUAUAUUACUUGUAAGUAGCGCUUAAGUUCCAGUGUUUUGAUAAUGUCAAGGCUAAUUACCUGGAAAUUCCAUAAUAAGUGUCAUUGAUGUUUACUGUAAUCGACUCUGAGAAAUGGGUCAGCAUUUACUGGCCUGACAGAGAGCUCAAACAUAGCAAUAUAUUCUUUAGCUUUGAA
Solanum tuberosum (potato) is the source of this 1162-nucleotide messenger RNA. RefSeq names its product BI1-like protein. The coding region runs from base 121 to 861 and encodes 246 amino acids. Lineage: Eukaryota; Viridiplantae; Streptophyta; Magnoliopsida; Solanales; Solanaceae. The record is from RefSeq and is a predicted model, not a curated record. The transcript is spliced from 4 exons. Gene Ontology annotation, cellular component: membrane.